Molecule: messenger RNA, 1780 nt
Organism: Diuraphis noxia (Russian wheat aphid)
Lineage: Eukaryota; Metazoa; Arthropoda; Insecta; Hemiptera; Aphididae
Product: abhydrolase domain-containing protein 1-like
Source: RefSeq, a predicted model, not a curated record
AUGGAUCGGCUAUUGAUUGUAAGGCUCGCGCGGAACACCGUACUUCCGUUGGCUUACAUAAUAUUCUUCGGCGCCGCGUUCGUGAUCGCCGGCUACUUUUUGGCCCUAAAAACACAGUCAUCCAUGUUGUUUUGUAAGGAUGGAAACUUUAAGCAAUUUCUUAUUAAAAAAGUACCUAUUGUCAGAGAAAAAUAUUUACCUUCAAUUUAUGGGUUCAACGGAUAUGCGCAUACAGUUCUCGCCACACUGUUUAGAGAUAUCAUUACACCUACAGUAGUUUAUGACAGGGAAAUGUUGACGUUAAACGACGGAGGUGAACUCGCUAUAGACUGGCUGUAUCCAAAAUCUAAAGGUCGACAAAGUUUAAUCACUGUGAUCAUACUCACUGGACUGACAGGUGAUAGCCAAUCUGAAUAUGUCAGAGAAACAGUAAACGAACUGUAUGAAAAAGGCUAUUGUUGUGUUGUUUUUAAUUAUAGAGGCCGAGGAGGUGUAAAAUUGAAGACUGCCAGAACGUACUCAGCGACCAACAUCGAAGACCUGACAGAAGUGCUGAAACAUGUUAAGUCCAGACGGCCAAACAGUCCUAUCGCCGGCAUAGGAUUUUCAAUGGGAGGAACAUUAUUGGGAACAUUCUUAAUGUCAUCUGAACAAGAGAAAAAUAAAUACUUGGUCACAGGAAUACUAAUUUCAGUACCGUGGAAUGUAAAACAAGCCUGCAAAAACGCAGAAGGUUCAUGGCUAAUGCGAAAAAUGGGUAAAAACUUGUCUCACCAUUUACGCAGUGUCGUCGUUAAGAACAAAGAUGUUAUUUUCAAACAAGAUAAUGACAGAUCGUUGGAUUACAACAUUAUUAAACAGUGUAACACCAUCCGAGAGUUUGACACUGCCUACACCAUUAAAAUAUUUAACUACAAUAAUGUGUAUCACUAUUAUGAGGAUGCGACACUAAGCAACAAACUGCACCUGAUCAACGUACCAUGUCUGUGUUUAAGUGCAGCGGACGAUCCUUUUCUUUAUUUUAGAGACAUACCCGUCAACGAAGCUGACAAACACGGAAAUUUGGCUAUAUUAGUAACUUCAGGGGGUGGUCACGUGGGUUACUUGGACACUUUUUGGCCGUUCACGAACAAUAAUUUUAUGUUAAAGCUCAUUCAACAAUAUUUCGACGCGAUUAUGGUAGACAAGAAUUAUGAGAAAUUUGUAAACCUUUAAAUAGUAAAUUUUUCUGUACAAUAUAGUAUAUAAUUUCUAUAUUAGUGCAUGUAAAUGACAAAACAAAACUCUAUACGACCGAUUACAAUAGUUUUGGUAAGAUUAGUAUCGGUAAAUAUUGUUAUUUAUUUAGACUAUCUUAUUAUUUUAAUUUUCAAUUGAAGGGUGUCACUAAGCCAUUUUAAACAUGGUUUAAAAUUAAGAACAUUUUAUAACUUUGUUAUUGUUAUUAAUACAUUAAAUGUGAAUCAAGGGUAUAAGCAAUGCUACAAUAAUAUAUUGAACAAAAUUCAAAAUUGAUAAAUUAUAAGAAUAUUAUAUGGUGUAUUUGAAUGAAAAGAAAUAACAUUUUGGAAAUGUAUUCCUAUAUUAAAUUGUGUUGGCCUUAUAAUAGUAUUAAUUUGUAUUUAGUAUUUAUUUGUAUAUAGUGAUUACCCAGUUAUGGGAACUAUCAUUAUAAAGUCUAUGUAAAACUCAACGAAAGACAUCCGUUUUGAUUAACAUAAUAUAAUAAGUUAUUGUUGUUUUUAUUUUAACACUAGCAAAAUAUACUAGUGCAUUUGUA